Messenger RNA from Trematosphaeria pertusa, 672 nucleotides. Its product is annotated as defective in cullin neddylation protein 1. Gene Ontology annotation, molecular function: cullin family protein binding; ubiquitin conjugating enzyme binding; ubiquitin-like protein binding. The transcript is spliced from 2 exons. The record is from RefSeq and is a predicted model, not a curated record. Gene Ontology annotation, cellular component: ubiquitin ligase complex. Gene Ontology annotation, biological process: protein neddylation; positive regulation of ubiquitin-protein transferase activity. NCBI's taxonomy places the organism in Eukaryota, Fungi, Ascomycota, Dothideomycetes, Pleosporales, Trematosphaeriaceae. The annotation marks the transcript as partial.
UCAGCCGUCUCAUCAGGAGCGAAGGCACAUCUCACAAAGCUUUUCGACGGCUACCGGGAAGACGUCACCAACUCGCCGGAUACGGUUGGACCCGAAGGAUCGAUGAAGUACUUCGAGAACCUUGGCGUUGAUGUUGAAGGAAUGGAAGUGUUGGCUGUUCUGGAAAUCAUCCAGGCUCCUACCAUGGGUGAGAUGAGCCGAGAAGGUUUCGUUGAUGGAUGGUCAUCCUUAGGCUGCGACACCAUCGACAAGCAGAAAUCCUACAUCAAGACCCUCAAGCAGAACCUACCAUCCAACAAAGACGCCUUCACAAAAGUCUACAAGUACACUUUCAUGCUCGGCAAGACCGGAAACCAGAAGGCGGUCCCUCUCGACGUCGCCGUGACAUACUGGGAGCUGCUCUUCACGUCGAAACUGUCCGCCGUCAAGUGGACCAGCCCGAAAUCGCCGUGGUUCCAGUGGUGGGCGGAGUUCCUGAACUCGCAGUGGAAGAAGAGCGUCAACAAAGACAUGUGGAACGAGACUCUGAAGUUCGCGCAGCUGACGCUGCAAGACGAGGCUAUGAGCUUCUGGAAUGAGGAGUCGUCAUGGCCGUCCGUUAUCGACGACUUCGUGGAGUGGGUCAAGAGGGAGAAGCGGGGUGGCGAGACUGCAGACGUAAUGGAGGAGUGA